Molecule: messenger RNA, 499 nt
Organism: Hydra vulgaris (swiftwater hydra)
Lineage: Eukaryota; Metazoa; Cnidaria; Hydrozoa; Anthoathecata; Hydridae
Product: cytochrome c
Biological process (GO): mitochondrial electron transport, ubiquinol to cytochrome c; mitochondrial electron transport, cytochrome c to oxygen
Cellular component (GO): mitochondrial intermembrane space
Molecular function (GO): heme binding; electron transfer activity
Source: RefSeq, a predicted model, not a curated record
UUGUUCUUAUUCAUGAAAUCGAGAUUAUUUAAUUAUGUUACGCAAACGCUUUUACUUACUUUUUUAUCGGACUGGUCGAGGCGGUUUGGUCGUAAAUCCAUCUUUUGAUCAAUUAUGGGAGCUGAAAAAAUUCCAACUGGAGAUGCCACAAAAGGUGCAAAAGUAUUUAAACAAAGAUGUGCUCAAUGUCAUGUAAUUGACCAAAGUGGAAAGCAUAAAACUGGACCUAAUCUUUAUGGAUUAAUAGGUCGAAAAACUGGACAAGCUCCAGGUUUUAGUUACACACAAGCGAAUCAAAAUAAAGGAAUUACCUGGAAUAAAGAUACACUGUGGGUCUACUUAGAAAAUCCUUCUAAGUAUAUACCCGGAACUAAAAUGGUGUUUGCAGGAAUUAAAAAAGGGCAAGAGAGAGCUGAUUUAAUUGCCUACUUGGAAGAAGAGUGUAAAAAAUAGAAUUAAUAAAUUGUAAAAUAAUGAUUAUGCAUUUAAUGUUUUUAAA